This is a messenger RNA of Pyricularia grisea, 1919 nucleotides long. RefSeq lists its product as uncharacterized. The transcript is spliced from 3 exons. Gene Ontology annotation, cellular component: membrane. Gene Ontology annotation, biological process: amino acid transmembrane transport. The coding region runs from base 116 to 1801 and encodes 561 amino acids. The record is from RefSeq and is a predicted model, not a curated record. Gene Ontology annotation, molecular function: amino acid transmembrane transporter activity. NCBI's taxonomy places the organism in Eukaryota, Fungi, Ascomycota, Sordariomycetes, Magnaporthales, Pyriculariaceae.
CUCUUCUUCUGCUUUUCCUGUCUCCUUAGAAUAGUUUAAUCUAUUCCCAAGUCCUGAGUCAAGCACCCAUAUCUGGCCAUAGACUCUUGCCCGCCUCUUCUUCAAACCCGACAACAUGGCUGCUGUCGACGAGAAGAGCGUCGGCCUCGGCCGCUCACCGAGCGACAGCGACAUGGCCGAUGGUCAGGUCAUCGGUGUCGAUCGCGAUGCUGAUGUCGUGGCCAAGUAUGGAGAGACUCAUCGUGGUCUCAGCCCUCGCCACGUGCAGCUCAUGGCCAUUGGAGGCUCUAUCGGCACUGGACUUUGGGUUGGUAUCGGUGGAGUGCUCUCGAAAGCAGGCCCUCUCUCGCUCCUUCUUGGCUACGCCUUCUGGGGUCUCCUCUACAUCUGGCCUCUCAACCUGUGCGUUGCCGAGAUGUGCGCCUACCUGCCCGUCCGCGGUACAAUCUUUGAGCUCGCCCGCCGCUUCGUCGACCCUGCCCUCGGCUUCGCCAUGGGUUGGACCUACUUCUUCGCCGGCGUGAUGCUGGUCUGUACCGAAUACUCCGCCGUCGCCACCAUCAUGCAGUACUGGAACCAGGACAUCAACCCCGCCGUCUGGAUCGCCAUGGCAAUGGUCUUGUGCAUCAUGCUCAACGUCGUGGCUGUCAAGUGGUACGGCGAGAGCGAGUUCAUUAUGGCUUCAACAAAGAUCCUGUUGCUGUUCGGCCUCAUCAUCCUCACGAUCAUCACCAUGGCCGGUGGGAACCCGCAGCACGACGCCUACGGCUUUAGAAACUGGGGCGACGGCAACUACAUACAUUCGUACCUGGCCCCUGGAGAUGCUGGGAGAUUCCUCGGCUGGUGGAAGGUCGUCAUCUAUGCUGCUUUCACAAUUGCCGGUCCGGAUAUGAUCGCCCUGGCCGCGGGCGAGAUUGUGAACCCCAGGCGCACCAUCCCCCGUGUAGCCAGGCUCAUCUUCUACCGUCUUGUCGGAUUCUACUUCAUCGGUGUCCUCUGCGUUGGCAUCAUCUGCAGCUCCAGGGAUCCUAGACUCAUGGGGGCAUUGGCCAGCGGCGCUUCUGGCGCUGCUGCCAGUCCUUGGGUCAUUGGAAUCGAGAACCUUGGCAUCCGUGUGCUUCCUCACAUCAUCAACGCCGCUAUUAUGCUUUCCGGAUGGUCUUGCGGUAACGCCUACCUCUAUGCUGCCUCGCGCACGCUCUACGGCUUGGCGCGCGACAACCAGGCACCCAAGUUCCUGCUCUACUGCACCAAGCAGGGUGUGCCGCUGUACUGUGUGUUGACCGUGUCGGUCAUCUCAUGCAUCACGUUCCUCGUCUCGUCCAACUCGGCCGUCGAGGUCUUCUUCUGGUUCGUCGACCUGACGACGACGGCGCUCAUCAUGACCUACACCAUGAUGGUGAUCACCUUCCUCGGCUUCUACCGCGCCCGCAACGCCCAGGGGCUGGACCCGCAGACGCUGCCGUACCUCGCCCCCUUCGCCCCUUACUCGGCCUACCUGGCCCUGUUCCUCGGCUGCGUCGCCAUCUUGUUCGUCGGCUUCGAUUCGUUUGGACCUUUUGACGUGCGCUCGUUCAUCACGUCAUACUUUGGCCUCGCGUUCGGCGUCUUCAUGUACGUCUUUUGGAAGGUCUUCAAGAGGACCAAGGCGGUCGACCCCAUGGAGGCGGAUCUCUACUCGGGCAAGAAGGAGGUCGACGAGGAGUGCAGGCACUGGGAAGAGGGUGGAAUCGAGGAGGUGGAGAGGGCAAGGUUGGCCCAGAUGAGUUUUGCGAGAAGGUGCUGGGAAAGGCUGUGGUAGAAGAAAGAUGUCUUUUUUUGUUUGGGCGACUAAGAGAGGCAGACGUUACAUUUCUUUCACUUGCGCCUUUUCUUUUUUUUUUUUUUUUUAACGUUUUAAAGUAAUUUAUAUUGCAGAC